This is a messenger RNA of Ficedula albicollis (Collared flycatcher), 3323 nucleotides long. RefSeq names its product FYN binding protein (gene FYB1). Bases 172 to 2739 code for a protein of 855 amino acids. Gene Ontology annotation, biological process: integrin-mediated signaling pathway; protein localization to plasma membrane; T cell receptor signaling pathway. The transcript has 19 exons. Gene Ontology annotation, cellular component: plasma membrane. The record is from RefSeq and is a predicted model, not a curated record. Gene Ontology annotation, molecular function: protein binding. Lineage: Eukaryota; Metazoa; Chordata; Aves; Passeriformes; Muscicapidae.
CUGAUAAUGUGCAAAACAAGAACGUUGCUGAUAUCUUUCCGUACGAAGGCUUUACAGAUCCCACAGUCUCUCUAAAAACACAUAAAUAGAGAAGGACAAAGAACACUUUUUACUGUCUCUAUUACAGAGCAUACAUCUCAGCAGACUUGUAGGGACCGAAAAACUGCAAUUAUGAGUUGGAAGCCGCGUGUGAAGUUACUCAUGGAGAAAUAUGAGGCACGUAGCAGAGAGACUGAGGAUUCUUCAAGUAGCCGACCCAUGAAAAUCCCAAGACAAGACAUCCCCACAGGAUUACAGACAAGAAAAGCAGCACUUGAGAAAUUAGCAAAAAAAGGAAAUUUUGAGUGUUCUUCAGGACCCAGUGCCCCUCACAAACCUGUUCAGCCUAUGCCUCCUCUGGCAGUCAAGACUUCAAGUGAUGAUAAAACAGAAGAAGAUCCAAACCCACCACAUUUGAACACAGUGGCACAAAGGUUUGGUGUUCAGCUUCAGCCCACUAAGAGAGGAAAUGAUGAAAAAACUGGGUGCACUAAAUUCUCUAUCAAAACCAGUGACCCAUCAAAAGAGGAUCCAAAGCCUUUGAACCCAAAACCUGCAUGGAACAAAUUCCUUGCUCCUCCUGAUAAAGAAAAAAAUCCUCUGGGACCAAAACCUAAUUUAAAUUUUGCAUCACAGGAGAAUGAGGCAAAACCAGAAUUUUUAAAAGUAUCUGCAGUUAAGGGAAAAUUAAGGUCUGCAACAGAAGCAAAUGAGCCCAAGCCUCCUGCUUCUAAACCACCUCUUGCACAGAAACCUUCUCUAUGCAAUAGUGUAUCUCAGAAUGAAGACACUUCUAAUAAAAGUGGUUUUCUGCAAAGGCAGUCAGAACCUAGAACAAAUGUGCAUGCACUCCAAGAAGCAAAGGAAAUGGGUGAAAGUAGUAACUCUGCUGCAGAAGCUGCAGGCAGUCGUUUUCCUAAAAGAGUUCUGAAGCAUGCUUGCCACAGGUCCAGUUUAUCAAAAAAAGCCCCCGAAACUGUGGAAGAAAACACUGAAGAAAAGGGAAUAACUGCUGCCAAGAAAAUCUUCCAAGACAAAAUCAUCCAGGAACAAUCAAGGCCUUCUCAUAAAGUCCAUAAGAAUUAUACAGCACUUACUGCAGGAAGAUCAUCAGGUGAACCUCAAGAGAAAGGGGAUAGGGACGGGAGUUCCAGAAUGCCCAAACGGCAAAUCUUGCCCCCGUCAUUCAGGCUGGGCAAGCCCCCAAAAAAGCCCAGCAGACCCCCCAGUGUGCACCUGGGGAAAUUCCAGCAGAGCUCCCAAGAAAAGGAUACUAAAAGUGAAGGUUUGAAAAAGAAGGCACUUUCCUCAGCAGCACUUGCCCCACCAAUACCUCCAUCACAUUCUGCUGUGCAGUUGCCACCUCCUCCACCAGCCUCUCACCCAUCCCUGCAGGUGCCAGCAGCUCCCAGUCUCCCUCCCAGGAAUAUCAAGCCCACAUCUGAAACAAUAAACCUAGACAAUGAAGAAAAUUAUGAUGACGUUGAAUUUCUGUCAUCAGGUCAUAGAAAUACACAGAGGGGCCAAGAAAGUGAUGGAGAGAUGUAUGAAGACAUUAAUGACAUCAGAUCAUUAAGGGGAAAAGAGAAGAAGCGGGGCAAAGAAGAUAAGAGAAGAAUGGACCAAGAGAAGAAAGAACAAAAGGAAAAAGAAAAGAAAGAAUAUGACUUGAGGAAAAAGUUCAAAUUAACAGGACCCAUUGAAGUCCUUCAUCAGGCACGAGUUUGCGUUGACCACAAGGGAGGGAAGAAUGAACUGACUGUCAAACAGGGGGAUAAGAUUGAAAUCAUUCGCCUCACAGACACCCCAGAAGGAAAGUGGCUGGGCAGGAUAAAAGGAAACUAUGGAUACAUUAAAACAACCAUGGUGGAGAUUGAUUAUGAUUCUUUAAAAAGAAAGCAAAAACCAUCUACCAGAGCUGCUGUGAAACAUACAGAGAGUGACCAAGAAAUGUAUGAUGAUGUCGGAGAGCAGGACACUACUAGCAGUCAAAGUGGUGACCAAGGUGGAAGUGGAAACACGUUCCCACCUCCUCCUUCUGAUCAAGAUAUUUAUGAUGGAAUUGAUGAUGAAGAUGCUACAGCUAGGUCUGUAUCACAGGAUGAAGAUAAGAGUGGUAUCUGGCCCUGGGGAAUCUUGAAGAGGCUAAAGGUCAAAGAUGGCAAAAAGAAAAGUAUACGAGAAAAAACAGCCAAAGUCAAUGAGGCAGAAGAAAAUGAAAAUUUGUUCACGUCUUCUUCAACAAAGCAGUCUGGAAAAGAUUAUGGAGACAAUGUUUAUGAUGACGUAGAUUCUUCAGAUUUCCCCUCUCCACCAUCUGAUCCCAGUUCAUCAAAAUCAGGAAGCUUUGGAAAGCCUAAGUCAGAUGAAAAAGAUGCACAAAAGCUCAAGAUGGAAAAAGAGGAGAAAGAGUUCAGAAAAAAGUUUAAGUUUGAUGGGGAAAUAAAAGUUCUUUACUCUACAACCACAGUCCAGGAUUUGUCUCAGAAAAGAUGGGGAUAUAAAGACUUACAAAUUAAACCAGGGGAAUGUCUUGACAUUAUUGAAAGCACAGAUGAUACCAAGGUCCUCUGCAGGAGCAAAGAAGGAAAAUAUGGGUAUGUUCUGAGAAGCAAUUUGGUCCAGAAUGAUGGAGAGAUUUAUGACGAUAUUGGUGAUGAUUGCAUCUACGAUAAUGAAACUGAUGCUGAGAUAUUUUGAAAUAACAACUUAAUUGAAGAUCAAACUCUAGUUUGGAACCCCACUUGUGAAAGCAAGAGUCAUGAAUGCUGACUGCAAGUUAAUUGGUUGCUCUUUCAAAUGUACAAUUAACCUUUUUUGGGAUUUCAGCCUUUUGUCCUUCAAUGCUUUAUAAAAAUUUGUUUUCCCAUUUAUCUAAGCAUUUAAAAUUCAGGGAAUAUGAAAUAAAGUUAGGGAUGUAAUUUGUCACUUCCUUUCCACAUUUCUGACAGUCCAUGUAGAAACACUUCUUUAAUUAUUUAUUCCCAAAGAGGCCAGUUCACAUCUGUGAAGGGUCCUGAGGACAACAAUCCCUGGUUUUUAUCUAUCAAACAUCAAAGACAGCCACCAUAGGUAAGACAGUGUUCUGAAAAAAAAAAUGGUGAUAACAUCCUGUUGUGAAAAUAGGAAACCAAAACAAACAUCAGAGAAAGCAAUACAUCACUGACCUGCCAUUCCAACUGCAAUAGUGUUCACUACACUGACAUAUGCAGCCAUGUUCCAUUAUUGCAAAAGUCUCUUUUUAUGUGUUGUACUGAUGAUAGAAUUUCAUCCUCUAAAAUUUA